Molecule: messenger RNA, 5531 nt
Organism: Erinaceus europaeus (western European hedgehog)
Lineage: Eukaryota; Metazoa; Chordata; Mammalia; Eulipotyphla; Erinaceidae
Gene: NEK1
Product: NIMA related kinase 1
Exons: 34
Coding region: 729-4433 (1234 amino acids)
Biological process (GO): protein phosphorylation
Molecular function (GO): ATP binding; protein kinase activity
Source: RefSeq, a predicted model, not a curated record
UAGCGAGAAGCCUCGCCCCACCAAGCCCCGCCUUCCCGACCGCCUCUUCGGCGGCCCGCUCCCGCGUGAUGACGUCACACGCCAGCGCCAAUGACGCGCUGGCCGCUCCCCCCUGACACUCUUCCUUGGAGCCGGGUUUUUUUUUUUUUUUUCUUUUAGAAAUAUGAGGCGCCAGUCUGUUGUAUGUGCAGCUCCGAUUCCUAAGAAGUUCUUCACUUAGUUGGGAAGGCAGGCAGCACCCCAACCUCAAGCCCCCCGGCGCCGCCCCGCCAGAGCCUGUGGCAGCGACCUGAGUGCAGGUGGGAGGCGGGGUCCCAGGCGCUCGCUUCUACCCCCGCGGCCGCCCGCCGUUUCCUAGGGGCGCAGAAACCGGUUUGUUUGUUUCGCCCGAGCUCUGCGGACCUCUAACACUGCGUUGCUGGGACCCGUCCGAGUCUAACCCGAGGGUUCAGCAGACAUCUGGUGCCAGGUGUACCGACCUCAGUGCACCCCUCAUCCCCCCGCUUUCAGACCAGGUUGUGAGCUGCUGCUGCUGCUUAGACAAACGUGGCUUCGUGACUUCUCUCUCAGGAUGUCAUUUUAAGGUGCAGGGAAGUGUCUGUGCCACAUUAAGUGUCCUAGCAAGAGUCUGCUAGACUUAAGACUUACUUGUCAGUCAUCACCGUUAUUCCUACUAACAUCCUGUGUCAUUGAGGGUAUCUGUUAAGAUGCCGUAGUGGGGGAAAACCAUGGAGAAGUAUGUUAGACUGCAGAAGAUUGGAGAAGGUUCAUUUGGAAAAGCCAUCCUUGUUAAAUCUACAGAAGAUGGCAGGCAAUAUGUUAUCAAGGAAAUUAGUAUCUCAAGAAUGUCCAGUAAAGAAAGGGAAGAGUCAAGGAGAGAAGUUGCAGUAUUGGAAAAUAUGAAACAUCCAAAUAUUGUCCAGUAUAGAGAGUCAUUUGAAGAAAAUGGCUCUCUCUACAUAGUGAUGGAUUACUGUGAAGGAGGAGAUCUAUUUAAACGAAUAAAUGCUCAGAAAGGCACUUUUUUCCAAGAGGAUCAGAUUUUGGACUGGUUUGUACAGAUAUGUUUGGCAUUGAAACAUGUACAUGAUAGAAAAAUUCUCCAUCGAGACAUAAAAUCACAGAACAUAUUUUUAACCAAAGAUGGGACUGUACAACUUGGAGAUUUUGGAAUUGCUAGAGUUCUUAAUAGUACUGUAGAACUGGCUCGGACUUGCAUAGGUACUCCGUACUACUUGUCACCUGAAAUCUGUGAAAAUAAACCUUACAACAAUAAAAGUGACAUUUGGGCUCUGGGAUGUGUUCUUUAUGAGUUGUGUACACUUAAACAUGCAUUUGAAGCUGGUAGUAUGAAAAACCUGGUACUGAAGAUUAUAUCUGGAUCUUUUCCACCUGUGUCUUUGCAUUAUUCUUAUGAUCUCCGCAGUUUGCUGUCUCAGUUAUUUAAAAGAAAUCCUAGGGAUAGACCAUCAGUCAACUCCAUAUUGGAGAAAAGUUUUAUAGCCAAACGCAUUGUAAAGUUUCUCUCACCUCAGCUUAUUGCAGAAGAAUUUUGUCUAAAAUCAUUUCCCAAGUUUGGACCACAGCCAGCUAAAAGACCAACUUCAGGACAGAGUUUGGCUUCUGUUGUGUCUGCUCAAAAAAUCACAAAGCCUUCUGCAAAAUAUGGAGUAUCUUUAGGAUAUAAGAAGUAUGUAGAUAAAAAAUUACUUGAGAAGAAACCACUCCAAAAACAUAAACAGGCCCACCAAAGUCCAGUGAAGAAAGUGAAUCCUGGAGAAGAAAGGAGGAAAAUGUUUGAGGAAGCAAAAAAAAGGGGAAGGUUGGAACUUACUGAAAAAGAAAAGAAACAAAAGGAUCAGAUUAGUUUAAUGAAGGCUGAAGGGAUGAGAAGACUAGAAAAGGAACGGUUGGAGAGAAUAAAUAGGGCCAGAGAACAAGGAUGGAGAAAUGUACUAAGUGCUGGUGGAAGUGGUGAAGUAAAGGCUCCCUUUUUUAUCAGUGGAGGAUCUGUGGCUCCACCUUUCUCUCCUCGAGGACAGUAUGAACAUUAUCAUGCUAUUUUUGACCAAAUGCAGCAACAAAGAGAAAAUAACGAAGCUAAGUGGAAAGGAGAAAUGCAUGGUCGAAGAUUUUAUGAAAGGCAAAAGGGACAUAUAUCUGUGGAAAGAGCUAAACAGGUGGAAGAAUUCCUACAGAGAAAACGGGAAGCAAUGCAAAAUAAAGCACGAGCUGAAGGACAUAUGGGAAUCCUGCAAAACCUGGCAGCUAUGUAUGGAGGCAGGUCCAGCUCUUCAAGAGGAGGGAAACCAAGAGACAAAGAGGAAGAGGUUUAUCUGGCAAGACUGAGACAGAUAAGAUUGCAGAAUUUCAAUGAGCGCCAACAAAUCAGAGCAAAACUUCGUGGUGAAAAGAAAGAAGCUGAUAGUUCUGAAGGACAAGGGAUUGAAGAGGCUGACAUGAGACGUAAAAAAAUUGAAAUAUUUAAGGCCCAAGCAAAUACACGUGCUGCUAUCUUGAAAGAACAAUUAGAACGAAAAAGAAAGGAAGCAUAUGAGAGAGAAAACAAAGUAUGGGAAGAGCAUUUAGUGGCUAAAGGAGUAAAGAAUUCUGAUGUGCCUCCACCCUGGGGACAGCAUGAUACAGGUGGUUCUCCAUCAAAACAGCUGGUGAAACCUGCUAUUUCUGUGACUUCUGCUUUGAAAGAAGUGGGUAUGGACAGAAGUUUAACUGAUACCCAGGAAGUCUCAGAAGAAAUGCAAAAGACAAAUGUUGCUAUCUCAAGCAAGAGGAAAAUACUACGUAGGUUAAAUCAAAAUCUUAAAGCUCAGGAAGAUGAAAAAGGAAAGCAGUAUCAUUCUGAUAGAUGUGAGAUUAUUCAUGAAAAUGCCAAAGAGCAUGAGAAGGAAAAACCUGUUUCGUCUGAUCGCAAGAAAUGGGAAGCAGGUGGUCAACUUGUGAUUCCUCUGGAUGACUUAACACUUGAUACAUCCUUCUCUGCAAGUGAAAAUCAUACCAUUGGAGAGGUUAUUAAGUUGGAUCCUAGUGAAUCUCCAAGAAGAGUCUGGGGAAAAAGCCCUACAGAAUCUGUCCUAAAGGUACUAGGAGAAGCUGAACUACAGCCUCAGACAGAACUGUUAGAAAACACAGCCAUUAGAAGUGAAACUUCUCCUGAUGAGGAAAAAUAUAAACCCUUAGUUACUGAAGAAGAAAAAAUAAAGUGUGUUUCACUUGAAAUGAACAUAUCAGCUACUGUCGAUUAUCCUGUUGUGACAAGUAGUCCAGAGGUUAAUGAGUUAUCUUCACAGAUAUCACUGCAACCAGAUGGAAAUUUGGAUGAACCUGAUGACUUGGAAACAGAAAUUCUACAAGAGCCAAGUAGAACCAAUAAAAAUGAUAGCUUGCCAUGCUUUGUUGAUGUAUGGAUUAAUGAGGUGAAAGAAACACAGGAAACUGAAUUGGAAGACAGGACUGACAUUAACGAAAGUGAAGUACCUGAGGAUGGAAUUCCAAAGAAUGUGAAUCAACUUAAUGAUGUACCUGUAGAACCUGAAAUAGAUGAUUCUGAACACUCUAAAUGCGAGAUAGAUAAACCUGUGCAACCAGAACCAUUUUUCCAUCAAGUGAUUCAUUCUGAACACUUGAACUUAGUCUCUCAGAUUCAGUCAGUCCUGUGUUUGGCAGAAGAAUCCUUUCCACUUCGAUCUCGCUCUGAUUCACCACCAAAAACCAAGAGCAAGAAUUCUCUGCUAAUUGGACUUUCAACUGGUCUGUUUGAUGCAAACAAUCCAAAGAUGUUGAGGACAUGUUCACUUCCAGAUCUCUCAAAAUUAUUUAGAACUCUAAUGGAUGUACCCACUGUAGGAGAUGUACAGCAAGACAAUCUUGAAAUAGAUGAAAUUGGAGAUGAACACAGUAAAGAAGCUCCUUCAGAUUCUGAAGACAUUGUGUUUGAAGAAGCUGAUACAGAUUUGCAAGAACUUCAGGCUUCCAUGGAGCAGUUACUUAGGGAACAACCUGGGGAAGAAUAUAGUGAGGAGGAAGAAUCCAUCUUAAAGAACAGUGAUGUAGAACAGAAUGCAAAUAGGACACAUCUGGCAGAUGAAGAUGACAAUCCCAGCAGUGAAAGUGCCUUAAACGAAGAAUGGCACUCAGAUAAUAGUGAUGGUGAGAUUACUAGUGAAUGUGAAUAUGAUAGUGUCUUUAAUCACCUAGAGGAACUGAGACUUCAACUGGAGCAGGAAAUGGGCUUUGAAAAGUUCUUUGAGGUUUAUGAGAAAGUGAAGGCUAUUCAUGAAGAUGAAGAUGAAAAUAUUGAGGCUUGUUCAACAGUAGUUCAGAAUAUUUUGGGAAAUGAACAUAAGCAUCUUUAUGCCAAGAUUCUUCAUUUAGUCAUGGCAGAUGGAGCCUAUCAAGAAGAUAAUGAUGAAUAAUCCAGAACAUUAUUUAAUCCUCAGCCAUGUAAAAAUAUUUGAAUUUGACUUAUCAGCAUUAACAAAAUUCAGUGAGAAACAUAAACAUUAUUUAUAAAUGAAACACAAGAUUUAAGGUGGGCAUGCUGGUUGCAUGGAAAAGACUGAAAAAACAUCAUACUUUUUAUUAAGAUUCUCACAUUUUGUCUAUUUUAUUUUGUUUACUGAGUUCUGUAGUUACUGCCUGUAGACUGUCUACUUUAGUAAAUCAUCCAACCAUACCAUAACAGAUUGCUAUCUAGACCUGAACUUAAUGGUCUUGAAGGUGUCCUUUCACAGUAAGGUAACUUUUGUCUUGUUUGGUAUAUGUCUUUAAACUGAAGGAAUUAUCUAAAUUGUAAAAGAACACCCAUGGAUUCUCAUUUACAUAUCUAAGCAUCCCCUUUUUUCUGUGUACUUAUGUUCAUGGUCAGCAGUUCUGCAUUAAGUAAAUUUGUCAAGGGCUCUAUAUAAAUCUUUGUAAUUUUGAAGAUGGCACUUUCAGCCUUAAAGUUUAUAUUUUCAGCCCUUUUUCAACCAUGUUGCCUGAAACAGCUCAGUGAAAAAGUCUGUGGGGACAGUCUUAAAAGUCCUUGAAAAACUAAUUAUCAAAGAAGCUAGCAAAGUCAUAUUUACUGAUAUUUAAAGGUUGGUAGUUAUUUAUCUCUCUCAGGACCUGGACCAAAAAUUAUAUCUAAAAGUCUGUGAACUGUAACAUUGACAUAGCAAGUAACAUAAUGUCUUUUUGUUUUUCACUUUUUCUCAUGCAUGUACCUCAAGAACAAUAGACGAAAGGACUCUUUUUCAUGUCAACACUAUGACAGUUUUGGUAACUAAUAUCCCAAAAGGGAAACACUUUUGUCUCUUUCACUUUUUCUGUUAUGAGAGGAUUUAGUUACUUCUUUAACAUGGUGUCCACAUAGUUUCAGUUGUAAUAUGUCAAGUACUACAGUUUCAUUAGAAAUGCCUAAAGACCAAGUGCUUUUAAGAGUAAAAGCAUAAAUUUGAAAUUCUGAGUACAAAACAGCCAGAUUGGCAUAAUCUAUAAUUUUAACAAUAAAAUGUUAUAUUGCAGCACUA